This is a messenger RNA of Medioppia subpectinata, 642 nucleotides long. The record is from the annotation of a GenBank genome assembly. Lineage: Eukaryota; Metazoa; Arthropoda; Arachnida; Sarcoptiformes; Oppiidae.
AUGAUUAUGGUGGCAAUGGUUAGCGGCGCUCAAAUCGAUACCAAAUAUUAUGAAUACAGUAUUGACGACUAUAUGAAAGUAAAAGAGUCGCGAAAUUUCACGGGAAAAGUAGUUUUGACGACCGGCUCGUCGUCGGGCAUCGGAGAGGGUAUUGUCAAACUGUUUGCAAUACUCGGCGCACAUGUGGUCGUCACCGGACGUAACCAAACCGAGAUCGACAUUGUGGCCAAAGAGGUGCAGCAGUUGUCGCCCCACCAGUUAAAACCAUUGAAAAUAAAGGCCGAUUUGACCAAAACUAGUGAAAUGCAGUUUCUAUUGCACGAAACGAUCAAAACGUACGGAAAACUUGACGUUUUGGUGAAUAACGCGGGCAUCGGAUCAAUGGCUCAGUUGAUGGACAAAGACUUUAUGAAAUCAUACGACAGUGUCUUCAGUAUAGACCUGCGGGCAGUGGUUGAGCUCAACCGUCUGGCCGUCCCUUAUCUCAAUCAAACCAACGGCACUAUUAUACACAUCUCCAGUAUGUGUACUCACGCACCCACUAACUAUGGUUUAGAUUACUCGAUGGCCAAAGAGGCCAUGAAUAUGAUGACCCGAGUGAUGGCUAUGGAGUUGGGCCCAUUCAUUCGUGUUAACACAUUA